UAGUGUGUCGUCCAGCAGUAGUUAGACGAUUAUGGAGGAAGUCGGUUUCAAGGCUGGGGAGGAGGUGGCGUUUGGCAGUGGAGUAGAGAGACUCAUGUUUCCAGUCCACACGUCACCCACGAGACUUGGAAUAGAACAGGGACUUCGUGGAGAGCCUCACAGAGGACCUGGCUGCUAUACUGGUGACCUGUUGAGUGAGUUUCUGAAGCCACUGGACUCGGUCCCACGCAGCAGACGUGGCUGGUACUUUGGAGCUCAGCUCACCGGUCAACCGUCUCUGGUUCGCAACAAUGCCGUACCGGGCUCGCCAGACUACCAGACCGUACCGGUCUGUCACGGUGGUGGCCAGAACAAGGCAGCGUUCAACUGCGUCAAUCCACGAUGGACCGAGAGAGACGAGGACUUUAGAGAUCCAGGGCCGGGGACAUACGAGCACAGUGUGACACAAGGACGUCAGGUGGAAAUGGACGAAGCUUUCGGCUACAGCAGAAAGAUUCGCAACAGCGUCGUGAUGAAGUGCACUAAUGGGAUCCCAGAAGAGUGCAGUCAUUGCAAGCAGGAGACGGUUGGAGACUAUUUCCAGAGAGGAAACAAGAUCCUCUGCAGCAAAUGUCACCAAGAUCAAAGGACAAACACAACUUCUAGCAAAAAGGAGGCAAAGUAUGAGAAGGUAGGGGAUUGCACUGGAGUUCACCAUCACAAGUUUCCAGGAAAAGACCCAAAGAUCAUGUUGAAGAGUGAGAGUGAACUAAAGAAGAAGAGCAGAAAAGAGGCAUAUUUCAGACUCUAUUUCUCUGAUUAGUUACAACUUAGGCAUAACUUUUUAUUUAAAUAUUCGAUACAAUUUACGUGAUUUAAUAUUCAACAUGUCGUACAUCAUUAUUCAAUUCUUCAGAAAAGUUUGUGUCUUCUUUUGUCCCAGUUUUCUCUUUCCCUACUGGGGGUUCAGCCCCUUUAAUGAGCAGUUCUUCUUCUGAACGUUGUGCACUCAACAGUCUCUGCUUUGUGCUGUAGAAAUCAUGAAUCUGAAGA
Messenger RNA from Geodia barretti, 1032 nucleotides. NCBI's taxonomy places the organism in Eukaryota, Metazoa, Porifera, Demospongiae, Tetractinellida, Geodiidae. The record is from the annotation of a GenBank genome assembly.